Molecule: messenger RNA, 703 nt
Organism: Mercurialis annua (annual mercury)
Lineage: Eukaryota; Viridiplantae; Streptophyta; Magnoliopsida; Malpighiales; Euphorbiaceae
Product: guanosine deaminase-like
Exons: 4
Coding region: 77-577 (166 amino acids)
Biological process (GO): purine nucleoside catabolic process
Molecular function (GO): guanosine deaminase activity; zinc ion binding
Source: RefSeq, a predicted model, not a curated record
UCUUCUCUGCUUUAUCUUCCACUUCUAAAGAUCCCUCCUUUAAUUUUCUUCACACCAUUUCUUGGACAAAUUCACCAUGGAAGAACAAACUAAUGAUGUUGAGGAUAAAGACUUGAAAUACAUGAAAAUAGCAGUUGAAGAAGCAUACAGAGGAUUUGAAUGUGGUGGAUAUCCAUUUGGUGCUGUUAUUGUUCGUAACAAUGAAAUAAUUGUCAGCUGCAAUAACAUUGUUAAGAGCACUAAAGACCCAACUGCUCAUGCUGAACUUACUGCCAUUAGAGAGGCCUGCAAGAAGCUUGGCAAAAGCACACUCAAAGACUGCGAAAUUUACGCUUCAUGUGAGCCAUGUCCGAUGUGUUUUGGUGCCAUCUAUUUCUCAAAAAUGAAGAGGCUGGUGUAUGGAGCCAAAGCUGAAACAGCAGCUGAAGCUCAGGGUUAUGAACCUUUCAUUAGCGAGCCCUUAAGAGAAACUGGCAUGCAUCAAAAGGUUUAUACGGAGAUCAUAAAGAUUGAGGGCACUGGUGCUAAAAUUGCAGAUCAACUUUAUGAAGAUACCAAGAAAGGAAAAUCAAAGUAAAUGAUGAUUUUACUUUAAGAAUGAGUAUUUUCUUGAAGAGUAACAUCUUUUCAGGUGAAGAAUAAAAAAAAUACAAAGAUUGUUGUGAUUCUUACAUUAUCAAUAUUAUUGAAAUAUUUGAUUCCA